AUGGUCCAGGACACCACUGGAGAAGGUGCAGUUCCGCCGACGGUCUCUCUAAUGGUCCAGGACACCACUGGAGAAGGUGCAGUUCCGACGACGGUCUCUCUAAUGGUCCAGGACACCACUGGAGAAGGUGCAGUUCCAACGUUGUGGUCAAACGUGCGGUUGAAUACAGCUGCUGCUAUCUUCGCACGAUGCGGGAGCUCAAUAUCACACAGACACCUGCGUGCUGCCAGUAAACAAGGGCACGUCUGCUGUGAUGCCGAAGCAAAGUACACUGGUUACGGUAAUUAG
Messenger RNA from Peronospora matthiolae, 288 nucleotides. The record is from the annotation of a GenBank genome assembly. NCBI's taxonomy places the organism in Eukaryota, Oomycota, Peronosporomycetes, Peronosporales, Peronosporaceae.